AUGGCCUCUCACUUGGAAACAAACCUUGGAUUAUUACAAGAAUUGAUAAACAAAGAUCCAGAAUCAUACAAGGAAGAAUUCUUGGGAGAAUACAAUUUCUAUAUCAAAACAAUACAAUUAUUGAAAUUGCAACCGAAUUUAAAUCAUGCGGAUCUGCAAUCACUGCAGGAACUGAUUAAUUUCUUAGCGUGUACCAGUAGCCACUAUCCAAAAGAGGGCAAAGAAUAUGCGGCUAGUAUUAUGCAGAUUCUGGGUAGUCGAAUGACUGGACUUGACCCGGAGAUUCGUAUAGCAUUUUGUAAAGCUCUUAUUACACUACGAAAUCGUAGAAUCAUCGAUCCGUUGGUUGUUAUCGAUUUGUUUUUUACGCUUGUUCCUUGUGAGGACAAAAAUUUGAGAAAGUUCAUCUGCGGAUCCAUAAAAGCCUUAAUAAAAAAACUUACGCUACAAUAUCGGGAUCAGAAGACGCUAUGCAAAGUUCGAACUUUUUUGUUCACGAAAUUGAAGGACUCUCGAUCUGUUGUGGUGCGCACAGCUGCAUUGAUACUUAUCGACGGAUUUCGGAAAGGUUUUUUGAAAGAUGCUAAAACAGCAAAUGCUUUAGCAGAAUGUUGUCUCCACAAAGUUGCACGCAUUCAGAUUGCAGCAAUGAGGUUUUUCCUUGGUUCGUUGGAAGAUGACGAUUCCGACGGCGAUGAAAGUGGAAAUGAAGAGGAAGAUCAGAAAACUUUAAAAGAGAUUACCGUUGCAUACAAAGCUGCAAAAAAGACUCACAAAAAGAAGGAAAAAUUCAUGAAAGCAAAAAAACUAUUGAGCAAUAAUAGAAAAUCCAAAAAAGAGAAUGCCGGAAAACUCUGCAAUCUAGUAGCAGUUCGCUAUCUUUACGAUCCUCAAACAUUUGCUGAGCGAUUGUUUGGCUUAUUGGAGAAUAGGAAGAACGAGAAAUUCGAAACACGUCUUCUGUGCAUGGCGCUAUGUGCCCGAAUGAUUGGUAUUCACAAAUUGCAGGCAUUAUCAUUUUAUUCUUACAUGCAUCGCUUUCUCCAACCAAAACAAAGAGAAGUUACCAGAAUAUUGCUUUAUGUAGCACAGGCUUGUCAUGAGCUAGUGCCGCCAGACAUUGUUGAACAGUUGGUGUAUGUUAUUGCCCAAAACUUUGUUUCUGACCGAAAUACACCGGAAGCAGUGACAGUUGGAUUAAAUACUAUACGUGAAAUAUUCGCAAACUGUCCAUUUGCUGCAACGGAGGAUCUGCUUAGAGAUUUGACUGAUUAUAAGCGUUUUAAAAACAAGAAUGUAUCCAUGGCGGCACGAGCUAUCAUCACUUUAUUUCGCGCUAUCAAUCCAAAGCUCUUACAUAGGAAGGAUCGGGGAAAACCGACACAAAAAUUGAAAGGUUUGAAAGUAGCUGAAUUCGGUGUUGAACGUCCAAAAGAGUUUGUAGAAGGAGCAGAGUGCUUAUCAAUGGAAGUUAAUGCAUCUGAUGCUGACCUCAUGCAAAAUAAUGAAAGCGGUGAAACUGAUUCUGACAUUGAAUUUGUUGAAAAAGACUCAAACUCAGAUGGAGAUAUGAAUUCAUGCAGUAGUGACGUAGCUGCAACUAAUAUUUGCGCAAACAAUGAAAAUUCUUCGAAUAAAGACACUUGUGGAACGAAUGAUCAGAAAGCCACAUCUUCUGAAACAAAAGAAAAAGCAAGGCAAGUGUGUGAAGCUCGAAUUUUAACUCAAGACGAUUUCCGCAAGAUUCAUGCUUUUCGUUUGAAACAACAAAUGGGAUGUAGUGAGAAGCGUAGGAACGAUGAUGUGAAAUUAGAAGAAGAAGUGGAAGAAAUCAUUGCUAGGCAAAAUGAAGAAAAUGGUUUGACACGGCUUAAAGACAUUGAAAAAUUCCACAAAAAAUUGAGAAAGGAAACAAAAGAAGAACGAAUGGAGACGGUAAGGAAAGGUCGAGAGGGACGUCAACAAUUUGGAAAGCCCAAAAAGACGGGAGCACAUGUUGGACGAACAAACAGAGAAUUGAUGAAGCGGAAGAAUUUCCAAAUGGUGCGGCAUAAACUGAGGGGGAAGAAUCGUCAGAGGAGUUUUAAAGAACGUCAAGAAAGCUUGCGGAAAUAUCUUUUGCGUCAGGCAGGUCGGAAGGUCUGA
Cercopithifilaria johnstoni is the source of this 2145-nucleotide messenger RNA. NCBI's taxonomy places the organism in Eukaryota, Metazoa, Nematoda, Chromadorea, Rhabditida, Onchocercidae. The record is from the annotation of a GenBank genome assembly.